UGCUGAGUAAUCUUUCGUCCACUGCAGCUUUUAAUGUUUCGGCAAACAUGUAUGCCACCGGAGAAGCUCCCUUUGGAGAUGAAACAAUAUAUGCCUUAGUGCAGUGCACAAGAGAUUUAUCAGCCAAUGAUUGCAGCAAGUGCCUCAAAAGUGCUAUGAGAGACAUACCAAGCUGUUGCUAUGGCUCCAUCGGUGCCAGAGUCCUGAGCCGCAGUUGUUACCUCAGAUAUGAAUUUUAUCCCUUCUAUCUUGGUGCCACAGGGCCGUUAAGUCCUUCACCCCACACAAAUCAAGGCAAAAAUAGCAAAGUAUGGAUUAUUACGGGAAUUGCAGUUGCACUUGUCCUAUGCUUGGCAAUUAUUUUCAUUUAUUGCAUGUACUUUAUACGGAACAAGAAAACACACAAGCGGGAUGAAGCAGUGUUCCAUCAUCCAGAUUUUCCACGAUUAAAUGGCGUAAUAUCCGAGGACUCCCCUUAUAUUGAUUUUGGAUCACUUUGUGUUGCUACCAAAAACUUUUCUGAUUCAAAUAAACUUGGACAAGGUGGCUUUGGUCCAGUUUACAAGGGGAUUCUAAGCAAUGAGCAGGAGGUAGCAAUCAAGAGGCUCUCAACCUGUUCUGAGCAGGGCUCAGAGGAAUUCAUAAACGAGGUUCUGCUCAUAAUGAAGCUUCAACACAAAAAUCUUGUAAAGCUUCUUGGAUUUUGUGUAGAUGAGGAAGAGAAGCUUCUUGUAUAUGAAUAUUUGCCCAACGGUAGCCUUGAUGUACUCCUUUUCGAUCCCAACGAACGUGCAAAGCUGGUUUGGACGAAACGCCUUGAUAUAAUAGAUGGAUUAGCAAGGGGGAUUCUUUAUCUUCACGAAGACUCUCGACUUAAAAUUAUCCAUAGAGACCUAAAAGCAAGCAAUGUGUUGUUGGACUCAGACAUGAAUCCAAAGAUCUCUGACUUUGGAAUGGCAAAAAUAUUCGCAGGGAAUGAAGGCGAAGCUAACACGGCUACAAUAGUUGGCACAUAUGGAUAUAUGGCACCGGAGUAUGCUAUGGAGGGACUAUAUUCCAUAAAAUCUGAUGUUUUUGCAUAUGGAGUACUAGUUCUUGAGAUCAUUACAGGGAAGCAUAACGCAGGCUUCUUCCACUCUAAAAGUACUCCUAGUCUUCUAACAUAUGCAUGGCAUCUAUGGAAUGAGGGGAAGGGACUAGAGUUAAAGGAUCCCUUGUUAGGUGAUUCAUGCCAAGAAGAUGAGUUCUUGAGAUGCAUGAAUAUUGGACUGCUGUGUGUUCAAGAAGAUGCAUAUGAUAGGCCAAGCAUGUCUUCUGUUGUUCUAAUGUUGAAGAAUGAAUCAGCAAUAGUUGGCCAACCAGCGCGACCACCUUUCUCAGUAGGGAAAUUCAAUGACAAUGAUGGGCUUCACCCACACUCUAGACAAUGCUCUAUCACUUUCUUAACUGAUUCUGACAUAUUAUUGCCUCGUGACUGAAAUGCUCGUGAGUUAGUUAUAGAAAUCUGAAUUCUGAUGGUUUCAAACUACCGGUACUAUCACAUUUUCUCGAACUUCUCUGAGCUACGUCUAAAUAUAAUAAAGGAAAAGUCUAGGGGCCAGCAACUUUGUUAAAUUCUGGCCAGCAUGUAACCAACAAAGAAAAGUGAGCCAUU
Messenger RNA from Arachis ipaensis, 1654 nucleotides. RefSeq names its product cysteine-rich receptor-like protein kinase 10. Gene Ontology annotation, molecular function: ATP binding; protein serine/threonine kinase activity. Lineage: Eukaryota; Viridiplantae; Streptophyta; Magnoliopsida; Fabales; Fabaceae. The record is from RefSeq and is a predicted model, not a curated record. Gene Ontology annotation, cellular component: plasma membrane. Gene Ontology annotation, biological process: protein phosphorylation.